Messenger RNA from Osmia bicornis bicornis, 1922 nucleotides. RefSeq lists its product as uncharacterized. The transcript has 13 exons. Bases 126 to 1730 code for a protein of 534 amino acids. Gene Ontology annotation, cellular component: cytoplasm. Lineage: Eukaryota; Metazoa; Arthropoda; Insecta; Hymenoptera; Megachilidae. The record is from RefSeq and is a predicted model, not a curated record. Gene Ontology annotation, molecular function: oxidoreductase activity, acting on the CH-OH group of donors, NAD or NADP as acceptor.
CAUAAAUACGCGAUACUAUUUAUAUUUACCCCCGUCCAGAAACAGCAAGUUCAUUCGAAAAUUGCAAGCGUUCCUGUGCAUAUCAUUUCAUAGAAAAAGUGUAAGGAUAAUUGAAAAAACAAAUAAUGAUGGAGAACAUUAAGGACAAAACUGUUUUGGUCACCGGUGGUGCUUCCGGAAUCGGCUUUCAGUAUGCUAAAAAAUUGUUGGCGAAUGGAGCGAAAGUUGUCGCUAUACUCGAUCUUAGCACUUCCCCUGGGCAAACCUCGGCGGCUAAUUUGGAAAAAGAAUUUGGAAAAGGCAAAGCAGUGUUCUACCCUUGUGACGUGACGGACACUGUGAAAUUCGAAGAGACGUUUAAAAAGGUCUGGAGCACAUUUAAUGGACUGGAUAUCGUAAUUAACAACGCUGGAAUGUUGAAUGACAAAGACUGGCAACUAACUAUCAAGUUAAAUGUUGGUGGUGUGAUCCAGGGAUCGUAUCUCGCUAUCGAUUACAUGGGAAAACAUAAGGGUGGCAAGGGUGGUACUAUAGUUAAUAUUGCAUCGGUCGUUGCUUUAAAAGCCUAUCCAGCUAUUCAAGUAUAUUGUGCCUCCAAGCACAAUGUGAUGGCAUUCAGUCGUUGUUUACAAAAUUACUAUGAGAAAACUGGAGUACGAGUACUGACGAUGUGCCCUGGUCUCACUGACACUCCUUUGGUCGCGAAUGUCCAAAAGACGGUACGCGAUUUCGUUGACGGAAACGAGGUUCAAAAACUAGUCGAUAGCCUUCCUAUACAACCAGCAGAAAACGUAGCAAAUGCUAUGGUACUUCUUAUCCAGAAAGGUAAAAAUGGAGCAAUUUGGGUCAGCGAGUGUAAUCAGAAACCUUACGCUGUUGAAUUCCUCGAUGUCAAGAAAGUUGAAAUUGACGUAGGAUUAAUUAUUAGAAAAAUGCAGAUCAAGGAUAAAAGAGCGAUUGUGACAGGAGCUGCCAGUGGUUUGGGUUUAACUAUCAGCAGAGAACUUCUUCGGAAUGGUGCCUCUACAAUCGCGAUGAUAGAUAUUCGCGAAUCCGCUGGGAAACAAGCGAUGGAAACUUUGAACGCGGAAUUCGGCCGCAAUCGGGCGAUUUUCUUUCGAUGCGACGUCACCAGCAAUUUCGAAUUCGAUGAUACGUUCAAGAAAGCCAUCAAUAUGCUCGGUGGCUUGGAGAUUCUAGUAAACAAUGCUGGCGUGAUCGACGAGACCGAUUUCACAAAAGCUAUAGACGUAAACGUGACCGCGGUGAUACGUGGAACGCUUCUAGGAAUCCAACAAAUGCAAAAAGAUUCUGGAGGCAAAGGGGGUGUUAUCGUGAACAUUUCGUCUGUGGCUGGUCUGCAUUCUUUAUCACAAUUUCCAGUAUAUUCCGCCACGAAACAUGCAGUGGUUAGCUUUAGCCGUUCCUUUUCACAACCUUAUCAUUAUCAGAGGACAGGAGUAAGAAUAAUAGUAAUGUGUCCUGAACUGACUCAACCAGUAACAAUGGAAAAUUUAUCAAACAAUUUUCCAGAGGAAGAAAUUAUUCAAAGAUAUUGCGGAAGAGUGGACAGUAUCGCGCAUGGAGUAAUUUACGUGAUUAGGUGCGCGCAAAACGGAAGCGUUUGGAUCAGCGAGGAUGGAAAGCCGGUUUACGAAAUCCAAUUAUCCGACAGUUUACCACAGAAACCUGACGAUCCAUUGAACGAAAACGAGAUUAAGAUAAACUAAAUCCUGAAAGUCUGUAAAUACAGCUUUAGUAUUAUUACGGUGACUUUUGAUAUUCGUGUAACGAGCAUUAUUUUAAAAAUCAAUCAAAUUUAUAUAUCUAGGAGUUUAUAUAUUUAAUUAAAAAAACCAAAUUAUUAUUUUGUAGGUCGAUGGUACUAAAAGUUUCAACAAAUAAAGAACGACUGUAAAAUA